AUGGAGAAUUUCCUGCUAGCGCUUGUGUUGGUUAAAACAUGCUGUGUCUUAACUCAAGACCUGUCAGGUAAAAUGUUGACCUUUCCACAAGAGAUGAAAAUGGCUAAUGUGAGAUUGAAUACUACUAGAGAGAAGUUCAAUGCUGUGACAAUCUGUUUCAGGUUCUUCACUGAUCUCACAAGGAACCAUGUCCUGUUCUCCUCUGCCACUAACGGAAAUGCUGCUUUUGUCAUCAAGAUGACCGGCACAAGUGAGAUUCAACAGGUGUCCAAGAACAGCACGGCAGUCUUCGAUGGCCUAGCGUUCGCCCAAAACACCUGGCACUCCCUCUUUUCCAUCUGGGACUCUGAGACUGGCCUUGGGCAACUGUGGCUGGAUGGUCAACCCAGUGCCAGGAAGCUCCUUCACUCUGGAGCCGUCAGAGCCCAGCGGAUCAUUCUUGGGAGCAGGAUGUGUUUGAUGAAGAAGCAGACCAACAACACCCCGGGAAAUGUUCUCCCCUGGAGGGCCCUACACUUCCAGAUCACAGGACCAGUAGUGCUGGAGUACAUGUUGGUCUGUAACAUGAAAUUAGUGAAAAUAUAAAUGCUAUUUGUCACACCUGAAGCUGAGAUGCUAACUCCGAUGUCCCGACUCUGCUGUCAGCAUGACACAACAGGAACAGGGAUUGGGUGGUCAAGGCAACAAUUAACCAAUCAGAUGUCCUGAAGAGACAUUAAUUAGUUAAGUGACACAUCUGUCAAGCUUCCUUAACAGUCAUUUACCUCAAGUUCACUACAGCCUUGUUCGUCAGAAGACAACUGUAUGACAGAGGACAACUGACCAUCCACAUGGCAGGAUAACGGACCAGGCAUGUUUGGAAUAGGACAACUGACCCUCCACACAUGGCAGGAUAACUGCCCCGGCAUGUAUGGAAUAGGACAACUGACCCUCCACAUGGCAAGAUAACUGACCAGGCAUGUAUGGAAUAGGACAACUGACCCUCCACAUGGCAAGAUAACUG
Esox lucius (northern pike) is the source of this 1003-nucleotide messenger RNA. Its product is annotated as C-reactive protein-like. The transcript has 6 exons. The coding region runs from base 1 to 585 and encodes 194 amino acids. NCBI's taxonomy places the organism in Eukaryota, Metazoa, Chordata, Actinopteri, Esociformes, Esocidae. The record is from RefSeq and is a predicted model, not a curated record.